Striga hermonthica is the source of this 2823-nucleotide messenger RNA. Lineage: Eukaryota; Viridiplantae; Streptophyta; Magnoliopsida; Lamiales; Orobanchaceae. The record is from the annotation of a GenBank genome assembly.
AUGGGCGGCGAAAAUGAGGCGCAAGAGUGUUUUGAAGGGGAAGGUGGAGACGAAAUCAUGGUGGAAAUUGUUGGGUCAGAUGUUUUUGUCAAUGGGGCCAUUAGUGAAAAAGAGUGCUCCUUAUUUGCGGGCGAAAUGGGAUAUUUGGAGGGUGAUGCAAGGGGGAACAAAGAAGAAAUUGGAGGCGGGAAGCUUCCGGAGGGUGUGGAUGUAGACGAAACUGGGGAAUUUGAGGCAGGGUUUGAAGGGCCUAGAGACUAUGAUGCGAUUAUUGAAGAGAAGACAAUGGGAGAUGAAACAGUCAAGGAGGUUAGUGCUGAGAACCUCGCAAAAUCUGAAGUUUUGAAUUGUCCUGCAGAGGCUUCUGCCGAAGGGGUUUUUGAUAAAGUGGAGAAGAAAGGGGUGUCAGCAGAUUAUGCUCAUGCUAAUUAUACAGAAGGAGAAGGUUUAAGCCCGUUCAGUGAUAAAGCUGGAAUUUUAGGUCCUAAAGAUGAAAAUGCGAGCAGUAAUGGUGAUUUUGGUGUAGAAACUGGAAUUGUUGAUGAAAAAGUUGUUGCUGCUGAAACUGGAGACUCGAUUGUUGAGAAGGACUCUCAUGUCCCUGAUGUCUUUGAUGAGAAUCAUGGCCGCGUUAAAAAAAAUUGUGGUGUCGAGUGUGACUUAAAACAAAGAUCUGAUGAUGUUCAAAUUGCUGAAGUGAGUGGUGCCCUAAAUAGUGAUAUUCAAGCUGGUACAAAGGUAAAUCAGCCAAAUGUAGAGCAGAUUGGUUCCAAAGUUUCCGCACCGACUAUAAAGUCCCCAGAAACUGUUGAAACUCAAGUGGUUAAUGUGUCGAAGGAAAAAACUUCUCUCCCAAGGGACUGUUGUGCUUUUGAUGUGGCUACUAUCCAUGACGUGGUAAAUAAUCCCAAUGAAGCUGAAGAAAAUUCUGAAAAAACAAGUGGCUUUUGUGCAACAGAGGACCAUGCUUUUAAAACUAAUCGCGUGGUUGUGGAGUAUGAUAAAGAACUUGAAGUUGACCACAGUGGAGAGAAUGUGGAAGCUGAAAUUUCUGAAGAGCCAGAAUUAGAAACUGAGAUUAUAUCGUCCAAUGAGAAAUCUUCGAGGCUUGAAAGAACGAACCUGUCAUGUUGUCUAUUUCAGAAAGAGGAUCAUUUUGUCCCGUCGGAUUUGGUUUGGGGAAAGGUCCGCAGCCAUCCAUGGUGGCCCGGACAAAUAUUUGAUCCGGCCCAUGCUUCUGAGAAGGCUCUUAAAUAUCAGAAGAAAGAGGAUUCUUAUUUGGUAGCGUAUUUUGGGGAUGGCACUUUUGCUUGGAUUGAAGAAUCUAAGUUGAAGUCUUUUGGGUCGUAUUUUUCCCAAAUGGAGAAGCAAAGUAAUUCUGAAAAACUUAAAACUGCAGUCGACUCAGCCUUGGAAGAGGUCUCGAGACGGGUUGAGUUAGGUUUGUUGUGUGCUUGUGUGCCAAAUGACGAUUAUUAUUGUAAAAUUGAAGCUCAGCUUGUCGAGAAUGCUGGGAUACGUCAAGAAUCAAGUAAAAGGUAUGGUGUGGAUUAUUCUGCACGGGCCCAUAAUUUUCUGCCCGACAAACUUAUAGAUUACGUUAGUGAUUUGGCUACUUCUGCAUUUUCUGGGGCUGAUCGGCUGGAUCUUGCAAUUGCUCAUGCACAAUUAUCUGCAUUUUGUCGUUUCAAGGGUUAUAAUGCUCCGGCUGAAUUUGUUUCUUACGGGAAUUUGGUAGAAAAUGAUGCAGACAGUGAGAAAACAUCUCGUAAAAAACGUAAACGUAUUCCAAAAACUGGUUACAUGUCUAGGAAAAAAGAAAAAAACCCAGUUGAAUUUACAGGUGAUCGUGAAGCUAUUUCCGCAGAUGUUAAAGGUUUACCAGUCAGCUCGUCUUCCGCGAGAAAACGGAAAGCAACCGAUUCUAAAUCCGAUGGGCCGAACAAAAGGGUAAGCGUAUAUGCUGCAAAAAUAUCUAACCCGACCAGUCGAAGCCUCCCCACCAAGCCUUCGUUUAAAAUUGGCGAUUGCAUCCGUAGGGCAGCCACCCGACUGACGGGCCCCACAUCUUCUACAGUACAAAAGGGCAAUCACAACGAUGAUGAGAUGGUAAUUGAUGGUGGUUAUCAUGGAAUACACGGGCAUUCGGAAAACAAUCCCAUGUUUGUUGCAGAGGAAGAAUCUUCACGAGCUGACGAGAUGGUAACACUCGAGCUUGCUGCACAAAGUCCCAAGGACGAGGUCAUUUUUGAUAAUGACGAGACUUUCUUUAUGGCUUUCAGAAAUUCAGUAGUUUUCGAUAGCCUGGAGGGGGAGAAAAAUGCCGAACAGACGAUUGAUGGGCUCGGUGAGGAAUUUGAGUUUGAUGAUCCGAAAGAAUUUUAUUCUGGUAAGGAGAAAUUGGUAAAACCGGGCAAAUUGCAGCCGAGGAAGAGAUUAACCAAUCCAAAGGUUGCUCUAAAGUUGGAUAACGAGAAUGUUACAAGGAAGGAGGAAGAGCUGUCGUUACCUGCUGAGCUUAUUCUGAACUUCGUUGAGAAAAGUUGCAUUCCUUCGGAAAUUAAUGUGAACAAAAUGUUCAGACGAUUCGGGUCGCUGAUGGAGUCCGAGACCCAAGUUGAUCACGAUUUGGGCCGGGCCCGGGUGAUCUUUAAGCGGGCUUGUGAUGCUGAAGUUGCUCGUGAUAGUGCCGGGAAGUUCAGCAUUUUCGGGCCUUCGGUUGUUGUGAGUUAUGAGAUAUGUUACUCACCUUUGAUCUCUGUUAAGAUUUUGCCCGAUGAUGUACCUCGUCAGUGCCUGGAAGGCGAGACUUUGGUGAUUUAG